CCCACCUCCUUCCUCCUUUGCGAAGGGCUGGUAACUUGUUGUGCGGAGCGAGCGGCGGCGGCGGCGGCGGCGGCACCAUCCAGGCGGGCACCAUGGGCACGUCCGCGCGCUGGGCGCUCUGGCUGCUGCUCGCGCUGUGCUGGGCGCCCCGGGAAAGCCGCGCCACCGAAGCGGGAAGAAAAGCCAAAUGUGAACCCUCCCAAUUCCAGUGCACAAACGGCCGCUGUAUUAUGUUGCUGUGGAAAUGCGACGGGGAAGAAGACUGCGCUGACGGCAGUGACGAAAAGAACUGUGUAAAGAAGACGUGCGCCGAGUCUGACUUUGUGUGCAACAAUGGCCAGUGCAUCCCCAACCGGUGGCAGUGUGACGGCGAUCCUGACUGUGAAGACGGCUCUGACGAAAACCCAGAAGAGUGCCAUAUGAGAGCAUGCCGCAGAAAUGAGAUGAGCUGUGGCGCCCGUUCCGCUCACUGUAUCCCAGUGUCCUGGAAGUGUGAUGGUGAAAAUGAUUGUGACAGUGGCAAAGAUGAAGAAAACUGUGGCAAUAUCACGUGCAGCCCCGAUGAGUUCACCUGCUCCAGCGGCCGCUGCAUCUCCAGGAAUUUCGUCUGCAACGGCCAGGACGACUGCGGCGACGGCAGCGACGAGCUGGACUGUGCGCCCCCAACGUGCCGUACGCACGAGUUCCAGUGCAGCAACUCGUCCUGCAUCCCCCUCAGCUGGGUGUGCGACGACGAAGCCGACUGCGCCAACCAGUCGGACGAGUCCCUGGAGCAGUGCGGCCACCAGCCUGUGAUGGACACCAAGUGCCCGGCCAGCGAGACCCAGUGCGGCUCCGGGGAGUGCAUCCACAAGAAGUGGCGCUGCGACGGAGACCACGACUGCAAAGACGGCAGCGACGAGGUCAACUGUCCUUCAAAAACCUGCCGCCCUGACCAGUUUGGGUGUGAGGACGGCAGCUGCAUUCACAGCAGCAGGCGGUGCAAUGGUAUCCGGGACUGUGUGGACCGCUCGGAUGAAGUCAACUGCAAAAACGUCAAUCAGUGCUUGGGCCCUGGCAAGUUCAAGUGCAGAAGUGGGGAGUGCAUAGAUAUCGGUAAAGUAUGUAACCAGGAGCAGGACUGCAGGGACUGGAGUGACGAGCCCCUGAAAGAAUGUCAUGUAAAUGAAUGCUUGGUUAAUAAUGGUGGCUGUUCUCACAUCUGCAAAGACCUAGUUAUAGGCUACGAAUGUGACUGCGCAGCUGGGUUUGAACUGAUAGAUAAGAAAACCUGUGGAGAUAUUGACGAAUGCCAAAAUCCGGGAAUCUGCAGCCAAAUUUGUAUCAACUUAAAAGGCGGUUACAAGUGUGAAUGUAGUCGGGGCUAUCAGAUGGAUCUUGCCACUGGCGUGUGCAAGGCAGUAGGCAAAGAGCCAAGUUUGAUCUUCACGAAUCGAAGAGACAUCCGGAAGAUUGACUUGGAGAGGAAGGAAUAUAUCCAACUCGUUGAACAGCUAAGAAAUACUGUAGCUCUUGAUGCGGACAUUGCUGCUCAGAAGCUGUUCUGGGCUGAUCUCAGUCAGAAGGCCAUCUUUAGUGCCUCAAUUGAUGACAAGGUUGGUAGACAUGUUAAAAUUAUCGACAAUGUCUAUAAUCCUGCAGCCAUUGCUGUUGAUUGGGUGUACAAGACCAUCUACUGGACUGAUGUGGCUUCUAAGACUAUUUCAGUAGCUACCCUUGAUGGGACCAAGAGGAAGUUCCUGUUCAACUCUGGCUUGCGGGAGCCUGCCUCCAUAGCUGUGGACCCCCUGUCUGGCUUUGUGUACUGGUCAGACUGGGGAGAACCAGCUAAAAUAGAAAAAGCAGGAAUGAAUGGAUUUGAUAGGCAGCCCCUGGUGACAGAGGACAUCCAAUGGCCUAACGGAAUUACACUCGACCUCAUCAAGAGUCGUCUCUACUGGCUUGACUCCAAGUUGCACAUGCUGUCCAGUGUAGACCUGAAUGGCCAAGAUCGCAGGAUUGUCCUCAAGUCUCAGGAGUUCCUAGCUCACCCUCUCGCGCUGACCAUAUUUGAGGAUCGCGUCUACUGGAUAGAUGGGGAAAAUGAAGCAGUCUACGGUGCCAAUAAAUUCACUGGGUCAGAGCUGGUCACUCUGGUCAACAACUUGAAUGAUGCCCAAGACAUCAUUGUCUAUCACGAACUCGUCCAGCCGUCAGGUAAAAACUGGUGCGAAGAAGACAUGCCGAACGGAGGCUGUGAAUACCUGUGUCUGCCAGCACCACAAAUUAAUGAUCAUUCCCCAAAAUACAACUGUUCCUGUCCCAAUGGGUACAGUCUGGAGGAGAACGGCCGGGAGUGCCACAGUACUGCAACUCCUGUGACUUACAGUGAGACAAAAGGUAUCCACGCAACAGAAAUUGCACCAACUAGUGGACUAGUUCCUGGAGGGAUCAAUGUGACCACAGAGGUAUCAGAGGCCACUGUUCCCCCCAAGGGCACUUCUGCUGCCUGGGCCAUCCUUCCUCUCCUGCUCUUGGCAAUGGCGGCAGUCGGUUGCUACUUGAUGUGGCGGAACUGGCAACACAAGAACAUGAAAAGCAUGAACUUUGACAAUCCUGUGUACCUGAAGACUACUGAAGAGGACCUGUCAAUAGACAUUGGUAGACACAGUGCUUCUGUUGGACACACGUACCCAGCAAUAUCGGUUGUAAGCACAGACGAUGACCUAGCUUGAUUUCAGAGACCAGUCUUGACCUCUGAGGUCUAAAACCGAUAACCCUCCACUUCGAAAUGGUAACCAAGCCAGCGCCUGAAGUCCUUCUUCCUCCAGUCUGGAAGAACAUCAAGAUAUCUUUAUGUGGAUCAAGCUUGUAUACUUGACCGUUUUUAUAGUACUUUUGUAAAUAUUCCUGUCCACAUUCUACUUCAGCUUUGGAUAUGGUUACCGAGUAUCUAACCCUUGAGUUUCUAGACAGUAUUGCCACAUCUGGCCAAAUAUGCACUUUCCCGAGAAAGCCAUAUUCCAGCAAUGACACUUGUGCUAUAGUGUAUACCACCUGUACAUACACUGUAUAGACCAUCUGUAAAUAUCCCUGAGAACAAUCACUAUUCGUCAGCACUUUGAAAAUAUUUCUAUGUAAAUUAUUGUAAACUUUUUCAAUGGUUGGGACAAUGGCAAUAGGAUAAAACGGGUUACUAAGAUGAAAUUGCCAAAAAAUUUGUAAACUAAUUUUGUACGUAUGAAUGAAAUCUUUGACCUCAGUGGAGGUUUGCAAAGACUGAGUGUUCAAACUACUGUACAUUUUUUUUUCAAGUGCUAAAACAAUUAAACCAAGCAGCUUAACCAUGGUUUGUGCCUAUUCCUGUAGGAUAAACUUCUGUCAAUGGCCUAAGUAGUAUCAAGCAUUUUAACUAAACAGGUGAGCUAGAUGAUAUAGAGCUUGACGUUGUGUAACUGGGCCUGUAAAUUGGCUAGUUUCUCUGACAGCCAAGUACUAAAAGAACAAGGUACCCCCUAAUAUCCACUCCUGAAAUAUUUAUUUUGUAAAAGAAGCUAGCUUAGCCUGUACCUAGAAUUUCUCUUGUUUAGAGGCAGGUUCCUUUUCUGAAUCAUUUGUUUCCUGAUCUAGAAACCUAUGCUAAGAUUUCUAGCAAUUCUGAUUCUUCAUACUUAAUUCUGUGUGUUCCAUGUUCUGUCAUUAUAUGUUGCUCCAGGACAAGUGCCUUCUUGUCCUUGAGCUUGUCCUUGAGCAAAGCAUGUUCGUCUUUGAUGAGUCUACACCAUCUACCAUGAAGAGAGCUAGAAAGGUAACAGGUAGUGCCAUUCUUGAACAUUCUAAGGUUCUCAGUAGGGUUAACAUCUCCAUCCCCUGGGAACUUGUUAAAAAUGCAAGUUCUCAGGCCACUUCCCAGAUCUGCUGAGUGAGAAACUUUGGGGGUGGGGUUCAGGAAUGUGUUUUCACAAGCCCUUCAGGUGAUUCUGAUGUCAACUAGUUUGAAAACCACUGUUCCAAUGGGACUUCAUGGAGAAUCUGUGGUAUCUUCCUAUUUUUCAGUCUGGCUGGCAUAGGAUCCUUCUGUGGACAAUGUCUGAAAUUUUUAGUAUGACGAACAGAUAAGGAAUUUGGGCAGAAGAAGUAGGAGCACAGGGCUUUAAACAAGUUUUCCAUCAGAUUGGCCAUUACUGCCUUUCUCUGAAGUCUCAGGAUGUGAGCAAACAAGGGAAGACAUGAGGUUUGGAGCCCUGGGAAGAUGCUCUAAUUCCAAAGGGAGGUGGGGAGUCUGCUGUAGAUGUGAUUCCUCUUGGGACUCACUGACCAACGCAGGAACAAGAGGAUGAAGAGAUAUUCUGAGUAACUAGAUGGAUGGGUGGAUGGUGCCUAUUCUACUCGCACCUGGAAUGUAAGUAAGGCAGUUGACAACUUGCUUGUGGCUCAGGUGGAGACCAACAGUCUUAGAUGAAGUUGCUUCUGUCAUAUUGUUUCAUAGAUACCCUGUUAGGAUUUUCAAGUGGAUGAAAAUGAAAUAAUAGGCUUGUGUGUGUGUGGUUUGGGGGGGGCACGUGUGCAAGUCUGGCAUAUAGAAGGACAAGGCUGUAGCUGUGAAGGUAGGACUCUGUGUUGUACACCUGUUGCUUCCUCUUCAAACAGUCAUUACACUAAACAGGAUCGGCCUGCCAACACAGGGUAUCUGGGUAUCUGAAGUGCCUGUGUGAUAAGCAGGUUAGCGUACAUCGUAUCUCAACUCUGAAGGCCAUUUGGUUAACCAGUACUUUGACCCUGCUAUGAUACAAAACCCACCUAUUUCUUUUUUUUAACUAGAGCGAUACAAAAUUCCCACCUAGGAAGCUUGAAGAUAGCAGUGUGUUCCCCCAUUACAAGGACUGUAGAGUAUUAACAUUAAGGCCCAAAGCCAUAGUUUUUAAGAAUAACAUCAAGCAUUAUUCUCUAUCAUCUUCUCUUAGACCCCAGUCCCCACUGUGUUCUUUUAAGUUCUAGGUCCCACUCUCCAACCUUCAAAGAGCCUAAAGUAUUUCCUUGUUUCACCUUGCUUAACCCCCAGGAAGUAACCAAGGAUAGAAACUCUACCUUAAGAGUUGAAAAAAUGAAGUAACUAGGUAUUUCUACUGAAAUCAGAAUAGCUGAUAUGGCUAGUUAAUUCAGCGUGUACUCCUGGCUCAUGAGGAACUAGAGCCUUGGGCUUUAAUAUCCAAAAAAGAACUGUAAGAAUCUCGUAUGAAACAUACUGGUGUAAGUUUGCUCUAUCUGGAGAGUUUACUAGAGAAGAUUAGAAUUAGUUAAGAGGUAAAAUAGGAAGCUUAUCUAACGCUAAAGUGGGGUGUUUGGAGUUAAAUGUGUCCUACAAAGUCACUGAACGUGGGUCCUCCAGAGACUUUAACAAUUGCUACCAAGAUUGAUAAGAGAUGAGUAAACAAAUUUGCGGCCUCUCGUAAAGAAAUCCAGCCAAGUCCUUGAGUCCGAAUUCUUAUGUGGCCUUUACAAGCUAUCUAUUUGGCAAGAAAGAAUCCCAGUUGUUCAACCAGCUCCUUGAAGACAUUCUUAUAGCUAAAUUAGAGCCAUGGCAUCAUCUUCAAGCCUAUGGUGUUCUAUUCUUGAUGAACACAAGGCAAAAAAGAGAGGCGGGGGGGAGAGAGGCUUCAACUUUGGUACUUACUUCUGUUCCUUGUACCUUUGGAAGUCAGAUAGCCCUUCUCAAAAAAAAAAAAAAAAAAGGAGAGCGAUAGAAGAAAGGCUUUAAAUAGCAAAACUAUAGGGCAUUUAAAGAACUAACUUCUUAGUUUCAUACUGAGAAAUGGGGAACUAACUGAAGUGUAACUUUUAACUAUCCGCACCCCCAAAGCAAAAGAUUCUGGUGGAGUGUUCUGUGUCAUGUAGUGUAACUAGAGGCAUUUCCUAGAAUUCUUACCUAGUGAAGCAGUUUAUUCUUUUGAGCCCAAGUGGAACCGGAACCCUUGAUUCAGCAGGGAAACUUGCAAGAAGCAUAUGCACUUUUGCUGUGACAACUUAGGUCCAAGAAUUUAGACUACAACCUGCUAAGCUUGAUCACCAAGUUUGAGCUCCGCAGUUUCAUCAAGUAUCCAGCUUGACUCUUUGGAAAAAUUGGGAUUAUAUGUUCACAUUUCUGCCAUACCGUGGACCUAACUCGUGGAGGUUCAGGAAUACACAGAAGUAGAAAAAGUCUUCAAAUAUACCUUGUUUCCAAAUAUAGAGGACUUUUUUUGUGCAUACACCAUCCUUGUCUGCUUUCAUAGAUCAAAAGCUGAAUUAGAAUUAGCAGUGGGGGUCCACAGUUAUUAAGGAACAGAUGACAGAAAUGUCUCAACUCUCUAUUGUAUCUCCCAAAUCCAUUGAGCGUUUCCAAGCCUGGCUCAUUCAAGAAACAGGGAUGAAUUGGACCACAAACUGACAGUCUCCCUGUGAACCUUCCACCCAGGGUCACAGGAGCCAGCGUCAAACAGGCUGAAGGUGGGGUGCAGGCUCUGCAGGGGGCCCUGGGCACAUCAUCAAUAGUUUUCUUUAUCGUUGUGCUUAAGGGGAAAGUUAGAUUGUCAGCAGGGACAUUCCCAAGCAAGGACUCUGGUGUCAGUCUUGAUGUGGUAGCUUGGGCAAGCUGCUGAUCCCCUCGGCAGAUGGACAAGAUGGGGACCGUGUUGGCAUGCCAUGGCGAGGGUUAAGGAGGAUGCAGAAGGGCUCAGCAUGGUGUCUGGCAUUUAGUGGAUGCAAGGCAAGUGUUACUGCUGGAGAUCACUCUCCAUGCUAUGCCUCUCUUUGUAUUCAUUCUGGCAUGACCUAGAAACUGGUAUGUGACUUUACCAGUAGGAGUUACAGUAACUUGACUCAUUAUUGAGUGUACAUGCAUUAGACCUUGUCCCAAGUAUUUUCCACUACAUCUGUCUGAUGAGAUCUAGGUGUGAAAUUCAGGUAGUGAAAUCACCUUUAUAUAGUUAAAAAAAAAAUGUCAAGGGUUACAUGAUUUAAACCCUAAGACAUGUAGCUGGCUUGCUUCUACCCCCACCUUUUGACUUCAAUGCCUGGAACAUGGAAACAGAUAAUUGGUGGCCUGCACAGUCUUUGGAUGGCAGCUAAAUCUCUUUGAAUCCCCUUAACUUCUUAAUAGCUUAACGCUGUGCUCAAUAAACGCUGGCAUGUAUUUUAUGUGAUCUUCACAACAACCCAAAUAGGUAAGUGUCUUCAUUUUAUAGAUGUAAAAAAAUAAGUCCACAGAUUACAUAGGGAUUCCAAACCCUAUGUGCUUACUUCCAUACCCUCUCAGAAAAGGAGGCAGAGCUGUGUAAAGGUUAAGCUGGACAUCACACUGCAAGUUUGCGGAGUCCCCUUUACUACUGAUAGUAGGAUCCUUCAGCAGUUUCCCGGUGUCUCAGAUGCUCUUAAUGGCUGGCGUUCAAGAUGGCGUCAGACCAAAAGAACAACACUAGUGCUGUAUCAGAACGUUGGUAGUUAUGUGCCCAUGCCUCAAGAUGCCAGAAGUUCCAGAAUUAUUUCCCUUGUGAAGUAGAUUACUGGAUUGCAAAGUAAAAAAUAAACAUCCCCUGAAGGAAUUUAUGGACAUGCAACCUCCCUCCUAUGUAUAAAGAUAUUAGGGAAAACAAGCUGUAUCACAACCAAACGUCCACCAUAAGGCUCUCAUAAGGAAAGACAUGCCCAAGACGACAAGGAGAACUGUGACUUGGGUCAAGUGACUGAUGGAUCUUAGGUAUUCUGGAAUCAACCCCUGAGUCCUGCUUAUCUCUCAAUUUAUACACAUGCGCGGGGCGGGGGGGAGAAUUCUUUGCACAAAAUGACUGGCUUUGAAAAAACAAUCUGGCCCCUUUAAAAUGUCAUUCAAUACCAAAAUGUGACUUAAGAGCGCGUAAUGCCUCAGGAGCCCAGAGCGUACAACCCCAUUACCAUGCCCAUGUUCGAGUGCGUCCAGUCCUGCUGACCAGUAGAUAAGCAUUUUUCUUUUAUUAAUGAACUGUACAUGUAAC
Messenger RNA from Ailuropoda melanoleuca (giant panda), 7988 nucleotides. RefSeq names its product very low density lipoprotein receptor (gene VLDLR). Gene Ontology annotation, biological process: receptor-mediated endocytosis. NCBI's taxonomy places the organism in Eukaryota, Metazoa, Chordata, Mammalia, Carnivora, Ursidae. The transcript is spliced from 19 exons. Gene Ontology annotation, molecular function: calcium ion binding; hormone binding; protein binding. The record is from RefSeq and is a predicted model, not a curated record. Gene Ontology annotation, cellular component: apical plasma membrane; signaling receptor complex; plasma membrane. The coding region runs from base 93 to 2714 and encodes 873 amino acids.